CAGACUCCUCCUCGGUGUGACGGUGCGUGCCCUGCGUCUCUGCGCUCCUCUCUUUCCCCUACACACCAGACUCAUCCAGACCACAGACAUGGCUCCAUAAGGGUGCACAUGGCGGCUAGCAGCCAUGAACCAAAAAACAACUCACCAAAAACUACAGAUGCAUCUCCGAUUUGACUGAAUGUCGAUUUGAUCAACUACCACAUCUGCCGCAAUAUUCUUCAGUCCGGUUUUCAGCAUUCGGGAGAGGCUGACUGCUUGCAACUCUCUCUCUGUCUUCAUUUUCUUCUGACAAUUUUACUUUCUUACUCAACCCGAAAUUAACAGUAGAUAUCAUAUUAACCAACAACAGUCAUGGGUGUGCAGGGUUUCCAGGAAUACAUAGAGAAGCACUGCCCCAAUGCCGUGGUGCCGGUGGAGCUCCAGAAACUCGCCCGCGGGAGUAUGGUCGGCGGCGGCAGACAGAGACCCCCUCAAACUCCGCUCCGGCUGCUAGUGGACGCCGAGAACUGCCUGCACCGGCUCUACGGCGGAUUCUACACCGACUGGGUGAGCGGGGGCCAGUGGAACCACAUGCUCGGGUACCUCGCCGCCCUCGCCAAAGCCUGUUUCAACGGCAACAUCGAGCUGCUAGUGUGCUUCAAUGGCGCCCUGGAGAAAGGCCGUCUCCACGAGUGGGUCAAGCGACAGGUGAACGAGAGACAGACUGCCCAGCAGAUCGUCAGCCACGUCCAAAACAAGGGUACCCCGCCACCCAAGGUCUGGUUCCUGCCCCCCGUGUGUAUGGCCCACUGCAUCCGCCUGGCGCUCCUCAGGUUCCACAUCGGGGUUGUCCAGACCAUCGAGGAUCAUCACCAGGAAGUGAUUGCCUUAUUUCGAGAAAAUGGGUUCCAUGCCCUGGUUGCCUAUGAUUCUGAUUACGCCCUUUGCAACAUCCCGUACUACUUCAGUGCCCAUGCUCUCAAACUCAGCCGCAAUGGAAAAAGCCUCACCACCAGCCAAUACCUGAUGCACGAAGUAGCCAAGCAACUUAAUCUCAAUCCAAAUCGUUUUGUCAUCUUUGCUUCACUUUUAGGGAAUCACAUACUGCCUGAUGAAGACUUGGCUGCCUUUCACUGGAGUUUACUUGGCCCUGAGCACCCUUUAGCAUCCUUGAAGGUCCGUGCCCACCAACUCGUUCUUCCUCCAUGUGAUGUUGUCAUAAGAGCCGUGGCAGACUAUGUCCGCAACCUACAAGAUGUCCAUGACCUGGAAGCUAUCGCUAAAGACAUAUUCAAGCACUCCCAGUCUCGAACUGAUGAAAAAGUUGUCCGUUUCAAAAAAGCAGUGGAGUAUUACGCCACCGCCAGCAAGCCCCCUCACUUUCCCCCGUAUUUAGUCAGACCAAAUCAGAUGGGAUUGCCAGCAGCACUGCAGAUGCUUAACAUUCCAGGCAAACCUGGGGUGAGUACCAUUUCACCAUUAUGGUCCAUCCUGAAUAACUCACGCUUACCCAUCAGACUGACACAUACGUGUUUCUCUUCAUUCUCCCAGGUCCAGCAUGGCUAUUCCGGCCCUCCGUUGGCCGAACCUGUCCAUGAGGCGGACCCGUCAGCUAAAGGGCUCCUAGAACAGAACAGCUACAGCGACAUUCCUAAUAACGGGAAGCAGCACACGCCGCUCUACGAGAGGUUGUCCCCCAUCAACUCCAACCACACAGACCCAGCCUUCUUCAUCACCUCGUCCACAUCCUCGUCCUCCGAGAAUGAAGAAAACACAGGCUCCACUGCCAACCACGUAAGUGACCGCAAGGGAUGGGACAAACAGAGAAACCAGAUGGACAACAUCCCAGAAGGAGACCAUGGAGACCAAAAUAAAUCUGAUCUUUCUGUGACCUCCCAUGUAAACCAAGGUCCAGAGGGGAAAGGUCACAUAGGGGUCAAGGCCCAAAUUCCAUCCCUCCUUUCUAUGCCAACAAGAAAUCACAUGGAUAUUACCACUCCCCCUUUACCAAUGGUGGCCCCAGAAGUGCUACGAGUCGCUGAGCACAGACACAAAAAGGGCCUCAUGUACCCAUAUAUUUACCAUGUUCUUACCAAGGGUGAGAUAAAGUUAUCUGUCACCAUAGAGGAUGAAGCUAACAAAGAACUACCCUCUGCGGUGCAGCUGUACCGGCCAGUACGUCAGUAUGUUUACGGGGUGCUCUUCAGCCUGGCCGAGGCCAAAAAGAAGGCAGAGAGACUCGCCAUGAGGAGAAAUCACCUCCCCGACUAUCCAACAGUGAUAAUCAAAGAAUGGGCUGCUUACAAAGGCAAAUCUCCACACACCCCUGAACUGGUGGAAGCUCUUCCUUUCCGGGAGUGGACCUGCCCAAACCUGAAGAAACUCUGGCUGGGCAAGGCGGUGGAGGACAAGAACCGGAGGAUGAGGGCUUUCUUGGCCUGCAUGAGGUCGGACACUCCAGCUAUGCUGAACCCUGCCAAUGUCCCCACAUCUCUUAUAGUGCUGUGUUGCGUGCUACGGUUUAUGUUACAAUGGCCAGGAGUAAGAAUUUUGCGUCGUAACGAACUUGACGCUUUCCUAGCUCAAGCACUUUCUCCUAAACUUUAUGAGCCUGACCAGCUGCAGGAUCUGAAGAUUGAUAACCUGGAUCCACGCGGCGUUCAGCUGGCUGCUCUUUUUAUGAGCGGCGUGGAUAUGGCGCUGUUUGCAAAUGACGUGUGUGGGCAGCCCAUUCCCUGGGAACACUGCUGUCCGUGGAUGUAUUUUGAUGGCAAGCUGCUACAGAGUAAACUCAUCCGGGCCAGCAGGAACAAGGCCCCACUCAUUGACCUCUGUGAUGGUCAGACUGAACUAGUUGCCAAGGUGGAGAGGAUGCGUCAGAGUAUCCUGGAGGGUCUGAACUUCUCUCGGCCACCCCAGCCGAUCGCAUUCCCCCCUCCACCACCACACGCAAUGCCUUUCUACACCCCCAACAGCACCUUCUACCCUCCACCUCCUCUGCCCCCAAUGCAUGGCAGAGGCAGGGGCAUGCCUGGGCUUCAAGCCAUCCCCUCGCAGGGUGGUAAGCUUGAGAUUGCAGGCACAGUGGUGGGUCAAUGGUCUGGUAGUCGUCGUGGAAGAGGAAGAGCCUCGUUUCCCAUACAGUUAGUGUCAGUUGGUGGACCAACCAGAGGUCGUCCAAGAGGUGUGAUUUCUACUCCUGUUAUAAGGACCUUUGGUCGAGGAACCAAAUACCACACUAGAGGGUUCAAGAGUCAGGGAACAUACCAGAGCAAGCCUGCAUAUGUUGCCUCAACCAAUGAAGUGAUAAAAGACAGAAAGAUGCCGAAGUUGGGGACACCGCACCUGCCCUUAGAAGGGUCCACAGCAGCAGAGAACGGCUUGGUGGAGGGUAAAGAGGCAGACCAGCUCAAUGGGAACGAAGGGGAAAGCAGGGCUACAAACCAACCUGAAAGUGCCUUUAGCAACGAAUCUAAAAUGUGCAAUACUAAUCUUCAUUUAAAUGCACUAAAUGAAAAUGGCGAGGGCUGCAGAGAUGAAGCUCUGGGCACUGCUGUCUUAAAAACAGAAGAGUAAACCUAUUUUUAUAGAGAGGGUGAAGGUUGUUGGACGGUUACGUGUUAAGGAAUAUCUGGAAGGUUGGAAAACCUACAGUUGGCGUACAUUCUUUCCUCUCUGAAAGCGAUAAAUGAGGACUUACAAAUUUUUGAAAUCCUUCUUUGACAUCAGCGAGUUUAAACCACAAAGUAACGAUGAGGAAACCUCUCGGUAAAACAUAGAUAUACAAGUCGUAUAGAGAGUCGUACCAGUUUAAUGAUAAAAGACGGUGUGCUCCCGCAUCAACGUUUUUCAAAACUGGUUACAUUAAAUUAUUUUACUUUCUCGAUGAAAUGCAGAAACCGAAAAAAACGAUUUUCAUUUGCCAAUCUUUAAGUUUUAGCAAGUUGAGAUUCAAGUACCAUAUAUAUAUAUAUAUAUAUAUAUAUAUAUAUAUAUAUAUAUAUAUAUAUAUAUAUAUAUAUAUAUAUAUUUGCCAUUGUAAUUGAGUUUGUAUUGUCACAGUAAAUGCUUUUUUAUUGAUUGAAAACGUAAAACUCACGAUUUGAAAAAAACUAAACCAAGAAUUUAUUUCUCACGUAUCAUCACUGUGAGUUUACUUGUGUUUUAAACGUGUGAUUGUUUUGACAUUGAGUAAGUAGUAAUUACUGCUGCAUCUUAAGUUCUGAUCAUUUCAAUAUGUCAUACAUUAGCGAUUAUAGGUAAUGUCAAAAAAUGGUUAGACAAAUCUCACAAGUUGCAAAUUCGCUCUUGAAAAACACCAAUGUCUCUUUCCGUGUCAGAAAAUGCCAUGCACCAGUGGUUUGUUGAAUCAAACGUAGCACAUUAGUACAACUGUCUCAGCUAAACUUUCUGCAUGGCUCACGAUUAACAGAAAAAGCAAAAAAAAAAAAACAUAAUGGUGUAUAGUUAUAAUGCAUGUUAUCCUAUUUCUUCCUUCAUUACAAAUACCGUGCCCAUCUGCAAAAUUUUUAAGAGCUGAUAAUCAUUAAUAGUCCUAUAAAAGGUGUUAAUGGUUAGUCAGUAACUGAUUUGCGCUAACCUUAAAUUUAUUAGUUCUGUGAUUUAUUGACCUCUGUUGCAUUUUCUCCAACAUUAUCUAGCCACUUGAAAUAUUGUUAAUCCUGGUGUACUCAUCACUGUAUACAUUAUUGUUCUCUGUUGCUGUUUUCCAGUCAUACUAGCAAACCAUCUCUGAAAGAAAAAUUAAAAAAAUGGCUUCGAUCUUAACCCCGCCCCCACACCCUUUCUUAGCUCGGAAACAAGUUUUGCGAAACAUUCAACCCUCCCAUUUGAGAAUUUAGACUAAGCAAGUACACUUGUAAUCAUUUUGAUGUUUACUUUAAUGUUUUCAGAAUUUAUAAACAUACUUCUAAAUGAGAGUCAUUACUUCUCCAUCUAAAUCUGAUGCUUUUCAUUGCACAUUAGUGAUCAGAAAUAUGGUGUAUUCCCCUCAGUCCCCGCCGCAAGUCUAAGUAGGUUACCUUGAUGUAAGUUGAGCAGAGUUUCUUCCUAACUUAUGGCUUGUAAAAGAAUGAACUACUGUUGGGUUUGAGUGACUGUUGAUAGUUUGUGGUGUGAUGUAUUUGAAGGAAAUUGAACGCAACUUACAAUGCUUAAUAAAAGUCUUUAUUCUUUUAGAAUAA
Messenger RNA from Carassius gibelio (silver crucian carp), 5183 nucleotides. RefSeq names its product constitutive coactivator of PPAR-gamma-like protein 1. The transcript is spliced from 16 exons. The record is from RefSeq and is a predicted model, not a curated record. NCBI's taxonomy places the organism in Eukaryota, Metazoa, Chordata, Actinopteri, Cypriniformes, Cyprinidae. Gene Ontology annotation, cellular component: nucleus. The coding region runs from base 352 to 3555 and encodes 1067 amino acids.